AUGGCUCUGCCCGUUCUCAAAUCCGUCAAGGAGUGCGGUGACUACUCCAAGACAGUGGAACCGUUCAUUCCUCAAUUGUAUGACUUGCCAUACCGAGUGUUGGACAAUGUCGGCAGCAUCGACGGCCUCCUGAGUGUGUAUACCGAUACAAACCCGCUCAUCACGGCCUUUGGAGCAUCGGUGGUACUCAGUUCCAUCUUUCUGGUGGUCUCAGAGAUCAACCGCAACUACUCACAGGUCGACCGCUUGUGGAGCUUGUUGCCCAACCUCUACAUCGUCCACCUGGCCGUCUGGGCACGUCUUGCAGGAGUAUCGCACAGCCGUAUCGAUCUGGUCGCUACAUUCUCGACCUUGUGGAGCGCCCGGUUGACUUACAACUACUGGCGGAAAGGCGGCUACACUGUUGGAUCCGAGGAUUAUAGAUGGGCCGUCCUCCAAAAGUACGUGCCCAGGUUUGUCUGGUUCAUCUUCAAUCUCGCAUUCAUUUCCUCCAUCCAGACCGUCUUGCUGUUCUCCAUCUCCUGCAUUCCGGCCUACGCUAUCCUGCUGUCAACGCAGUUUGACGAGGCGAUCACGACUGCCGAUCUAUCCUACUUUGCCAUAGAGCUAGUGCUUGUCCUAAGUGAAUGGUUCAGUGAUGGCCAGAUGUGGAACUACCAGACUGCCAAGCACAAGUACAAGGAAAAUGGGAAGAUCCCAGAAGGCUUCCACAAGAAGGAUCUGGACCGCGGCUUCAUAACCUCGGGCCUGUUUGCAUACAGCCGCCACCCCAACUUCCUCGCUGAGCAAACCGUCUGGUUUGCCCUGUACCAGUGGAGCUGCUACGCUACCAACAACUUCUACAGCUGGACCGGCAUCGGCAGCGGCGCCCUCAUGCUCCUGUUCCAGGGAUCUACCUGGUUGACGGAGCUCAUCACGGCACAGAAAUAUCCCGAGUAUAAGUACUAUAAAUCCCAAGUCGGCAUGUUCGUCCCCACAUCCAUCAGCGGCUACAAGGGACCUACGCCCAAAGUCAUCCGCACCAGUGAGCUAGGCAAGCGCCAGGAGGAGAAUGAGAAGCAAAAGUAA
Molecule: messenger RNA, 1068 nt
Organism: Geosmithia morbida
Lineage: Eukaryota; Fungi; Ascomycota; Sordariomycetes; Hypocreales; Bionectriaceae
Product: Protein of unknown function (DUF1295)
Exons: 4
Coding region: 1-1068 (355 amino acids)
Cellular component (GO): membrane
Source: RefSeq, a predicted model, not a curated record